This is a messenger RNA of Guyanagaster necrorhizus, 576 nucleotides long. RefSeq names its product calcium-binding EF-hand domain-containing protein. Gene Ontology annotation, molecular function: calcium ion binding. Bases 1 to 576 code for a protein of 191 amino acids. The transcript has 3 exons. The record is from RefSeq and is a predicted model, not a curated record. Lineage: Eukaryota; Fungi; Basidiomycota; Agaricomycetes; Agaricales; Physalacriaceae.
AUGUCUCGCUACCCGAAUACGUUAGGCCCCGCCACGACACUGACCAAGGCGCAGAAGAGUAGAGCAAGGAGAGAGCCGUCAGGCGUAUUCUCUUUGUUCCAAGGGCCACAGAUCCAGCAGUUCAAGGAGGCAUUUCAGUUGAUUGAUCACGACAAGGAUGGAUGGGUAGGCGAGAACGAUUUGAGGGAGAUUUUUGGGAGUCUGGGAAUCCAACCGUCGUCAGAGAUGAUGCAAGAGCUACUACUGUCGCGACCAGGAGAGACGGUCGUUGGCGAGCGGGGGGUGAACUUUACGAUGUUUUUGACCAUGAUGAAUGAAAGGCUGUUUGAGUUUGAUCCGGAGCAGGAGCUGGUUGAGGCAUUUGGGUGCUUUGACGAGAAUGACAGUGGCUUGGUCAAGGUUGAAGAGAUGAGGAAAUGGUUGAGUGAGUUGGGAGACAGGAUGGAUGACCGCGAGAUUGACCGGCUGCUUAAAGGACCAUUUACGGAUCGGCAGGGUAAUUUUAACUACGGUGAAUGGGUAAAAGUACUUGGAAUAAAUGGUGAGGAGGAGGAGGAGAAGAAAGAGGAGAAAUGA